Diversispora eburnea is the source of this 396-nucleotide messenger RNA. The record is from the annotation of a GenBank genome assembly. NCBI's taxonomy places the organism in Eukaryota, Fungi, Glomeromycota, Glomeromycetes, Diversisporales, Diversisporaceae.
AUGUCUCAUGCACAACCCUCAGAAGAUGGUAUGGUGGCAGAAGGGUCUCGAUGGUCCAUUGAAAGUUCAAAAGAUUCGAAUGUACCCAAACCAAGAGCAAAAAGAAAAAUUAUUGAUGGAUGGGCAUUAAAAUUAAUUAAACAAGGAACACGAAAAACAUUAAGAAAAUUAGUAAUUUAUAAAAAUAAUUUUGAAACACAAAACCAAUGGGUUACAGAAACACCAGAUGGUAUAAGAGACGAGGCAUUAAAUGAACUACUCAUAGCAUAUAAUACAAAUUUAAAGCAAGAAAAAAGAUUUGAAAUCAAAUCAAAAGCAAGAAAAAAUGGGAAAGAUUCAAUAACUAUAAAAGCAAGAGAUUUUACAGACAAAGAAGCAAACAUUUUUCAUUUUUAA